AUGGCUUCCCAAACCAUACCGGAAGUAGUGAUCGGAUAUCCAGUGCCACCGUCCUCAGCCACUCUUUCGUCUAUUUGUGGAUGGUGGUCACGACCAAUAGCGACUUACCCAGCACCAAAUGAUCGUAAAGCCACUUGGAAGGAAGCUACGGCUUUAGUUACACCCUUUUUCGGAAUACUGUUCACCUUCAUUGCCGUACUAGUAUAUAUUCACUGCUUCAUCGAAAAUGCUCACUGCCACACCAAAUUCUCAAUCCAAUCCAUCGCCUUCUCUCCCUCCUCCGCCACUUGGCACGUUACUUUUCUCGUCCACAACCCUAACCCCAGGUAUUCUAUUUACUAUGGAGGCGAUGAAACUGGGGUGAGGCUAGGUUCCUCAAACGCAGCCGUUUUAAGUACUUAUCACGAACGUAAGUCGCCAAGUCACACGGCUUUCUCAGUGGAUUUCGUUGCUGAGGAUAAUCCAAACGACGCGGUCGUUUCGAAAGAGCUAAAUAUCAAACUAAGUGCGGCAUAUAAGGUUCACAUUAUUCACUUUUUCAAUCACGCUGGUUAUGUUGACAUAAAGUGUCGUAAUCUAGCCCUAAGCUAUGAUAACGUUGAGGAGAUUCAGUGCCACUCUUCUUUCACGAAACAGAAGAUUUUGGUUGCCAAUUCCGUCUCCGUCUCAAACGCAAACGCAAACGCAAACGUUUCUGGUGCUGAUUGGAUGAUCAGUUUCGUUGCGAAGAGUCCAGUCACCGACUGUAAGAUCUCUCUACAUUCGCUUAAGUCUCGUCUACUCCGUGGCAACCAAGUUAUCUCCAGUUCAUCACCUGCGGAUAUUUUCGGAAAAUAUGUGGCUGCGGACAAAACAAAUGUAGUUUUCGGGAAGGUGAUAAUGUCGGAAGUUAUUGGUGACGUGAUAUGGAAUUUUAGGGUUGAGUUUGUGUCCGGAGUGAAGACAGAUGCUAUAUAUGGAAACGGUUUUCUUAUGGCGACUUGCCCUGAUAUUCCGGUGAAAUUCACGACGGACUCGACGGGGAAGGUGAUGGGAUCGUUGCUUGGAAAUAUGAGACGGUGCGAGUAUAAAUUCCGGCGUCACUUGGAUUAUUCAAGUUAUAUUAGUGGUUAA
Molecule: messenger RNA, 1113 nt
Organism: Capsella rubella
Lineage: Eukaryota; Viridiplantae; Streptophyta; Magnoliopsida; Brassicales; Brassicaceae
Exons: 3
Coding region: 1-1113 (370 amino acids)
Biological process (GO): defense response to other organism
Source: RefSeq, a predicted model, not a curated record